UUAUUGUUAUGGUUGGUAACUAGUCGAAAUUAUAUUUAGUGUUUUUAAUGGGUUCCUGAUCUGUUUAAUUUGGGCCGUUUCUAAUUACAAAAUGUUGAUGUGAAAAUUUAAAACUAGACAAACAAAAGAAUAUGUGUCUGUUUGUCUCUUCUCCCUUGUCUCUGUGUUUCCAAUUCAUUCUACAGUUGAAGUGAUUGUGGGGUUUUCCCCAUGGAGCUUCCUCUCUCUCUGUCUCUCCUCAUCCUCCUAGGGUUCCGGGGAGUACCACAAUUCACGAGGCAUGAUCCAUCAUUUCCCCCACUUCUCCAAGCGAAGAUCCCCACGUUUUGGGAAUUUAAACGAACCAUUCUCAUCUCUUGUAGCCACAGAAAAAUUCUAAACAACAGAUCGGAUUUGUUUGAACUAUGCCUACUCAUACGUCGUCGGAGAAGGAAGUCGCCGGGGAAGAUGAGCUCAGGAGGAAUCCGUAUGAAGUCCUCGGCAUCCCCAGCAACUCCACCGAUCAAGAGAUCAAAAGUGCCUAUCGAAGAAUGGCUCUCAGGUACCAUCCGGAUAAGAACCCAAACGACCCGGUUGCAGCGGAUAUGUUUAAGGAGGUUACGUUUGCCUAUGAUGUCUUGUCUGAUCCAGAGAAUCGGCGUCAGUAUGAUACAACUGCUUCUGAGGCUGCUGGUCAAGAAAAUGAAGACCUUGAGCUUGAUCUUUCUAGCUUAGGAGCUGUUAAUACUAUGUUCGCCGCGCUUUUCAAUAAGCUUGGUGUGCAAAUCAAAACAACAGUCUCAGCAAAUUUGUUGGAGGAGGCGUUGAAUGGUACUGUUACUACUCUGCCUCUUGCGGUUGGACAAGUUGUCUCUAGGAAGGUUGAAAAGCAAUCUGCGCACUUUUAUUCUGUUACGUUAACAGAAGAAGAAUCUCAGGCUGGAUUGAUAUGUAAAGUCCACUCAUCUGCUAAAAACAAAUUCAAGUUGCUUUACUUUGAUCAAGAAGAGAGUGGAGGACUGAGACUGGCACUACAGGAAGACAGCAGGAAAACAGGAAAGCUCUCAACUGCAGGAUUGUAUUUUUUCGGCUUCCCUGUUUACCGUUUCGAUCCCAGGGUUAAUUCAAGGGCUCUCUCAAGGGAUCCAGAGACUGGAUUUUUCAAAAGGCUAGACACUUUCCAGCCCCUCGAGAUCACUGAACUGAAAGCUGGAACUCAUGUGUUUGCUGUGUACGGUGACAAUUUUUUCAAAAGCGUGAGCUACACGCUAGAAAUAUUCUCAUCUGCUCCAUUCGCUAACGAGAAAGAGACUCUCCGUUCAACAGAAGCGCAGAUAGUCUCUAAAAGAACCGAGCUAUUGAAGUUUGAAUCUGAAUAUCACGACGUUUUUUCACAGUUCACAGAUAUGGCUAGUAAAUGCGCAGGCGAAGUACAAGAAAUUGAUGAGCUUCUCAAGAGGAGGAACGAGAUAUGCUCAGCUUACACAACUUUCCCACCCACAAAGCAAAGUUCAAGCAAGAGCUGGGGCAAGGGAAAGAGCAAGAAGAAGAAGAGCAGUCUUUUGAUGGAAGCUAGAGAAGAAGGAGAGGUCACAGUUAGGGAAGAAAAUGGAGUGAAGAAGAAGAAAUGGUAUAAUAUUCAGCUAAGACAAGACAAGAAAAAAACUAAAGAGACUUAAACUUAAGGCACAUAAGCGUAAUUCAUCUCGUUGUACAAUAUGUUUCAUCUCUUUGUACGCUUUGCUGGAUUCAGAUUCACAUACUCCUCAGCUUCUUCUUCCUCCCAAGCUUUGCUGAUGUUAUAUUUGUCCUGCUGGUUAUUGCUGACAUCUUCUUCCUCACUUUGGUUUCUUUCUGAUUCAUCCUUCCAAAUUUGGACACCGCA
Brassica napus (rape) is the source of this 1864-nucleotide messenger RNA. Its product is annotated as chaperone protein dnaJ 39-like. The record is from RefSeq and is a predicted model, not a curated record. Bases 405 to 1658 code for a protein of 417 amino acids. The transcript is spliced from 10 exons. Lineage: Eukaryota; Viridiplantae; Streptophyta; Magnoliopsida; Brassicales; Brassicaceae.